AUGGGGUCUGGUGCUUCAUCAAAAUCGAAGAACAUUCCCGAUUUAAAAGUAAAUUUAAAAGUGAAAGUUCCAUCAUUUAAAAUUGUCCUUGUCGGUAGUUGCGAAGUUGGCAAAUCCAGCAUUUAUUUAAGAUAUACAAAAAAUCAAUUUGACUACAGCUAUCAACCCACACUAUCUGUUAAUAUCAUUAAUGUUACCAAGAAGUUAAACAUACCCGCAGACACAUUAGUAUCGCUAACUUUAUGGGAUAUGCCCGGUGAAGAAGAUAUGCAAUUAAGGAGAAGUUAUUAUAAAGAUCUUGAUGCUGCAGUUGUGGUAGUCGAUUUAAGCGACAAAGACGAUGUUGAGAGGGCCGAAUUUUGGAAGCAAGAUAUUAUUAAUAACACGUUUGUCUCAACUGAGACAAAUAAUUUGGGUGAUGAUAUGCAAUCAAAGAAAAGAGCUGAAAACAUAUCUGAUAAAAAAAUUCCAGUUAUACUUAUGGGAAAUAAGUUUGAUAAGGUUGAAGCGAAGCUGCAUGAGGGACAACUAGGCGGCGUUCCAGAAAUUGUGCAUACUCUCGAAAAGAUUGCACAAGAUAAUGAUUUUAUCGGGAGCGUGACAGUUUCGGCGAAAAGUGGCGAUGGCAGUGUUCAUACGGCAAUGCAGUCAUUGGUUCGUUAUUUAAUAGAGCAAAAUCUUCAAGAUGUUACUGAAAAGAAGCGUUCUUUAAUGAAAGCAUUAGCGAAUAAAGGCAAAAAAUUACAGGAAAAUGUUAAAGAUAAAAAAGAAAUUCCUCCUGAACAACAAUUUCAGAAACUGGCAGUAGUUGGCAUGCCUGAGUUUGAUGACGAAUUUGAGCAAUGUAACAUGUCUAUGAAAUUGCUGGUGGGAAUUAGUGCGGCCUUUAGCAAUUCAUUAUACAAUUUUAGAGCUGCUUGUAUGACAGCUAAAGCAAUUUCAGAUAUUAAAGCGCCAAUAGAAGAAUGCCUUCAGGGUUUAGAUACCACCAUUGGCGAAGAUAAUGAUAUCGAAGCAAAUCAAGAUGGCGGAUUAAUUCAACUGAUAUUGUCUGAAAGCAAUAAAGGUGCAACCGCCGAGCAAAGAAAAGUGAUCAAAAUUUUCAAUUCAGAAGUCAGCGUGGCUAUUAACAAAAUCACAAAUUUGUGCCCUGGCAUAAAUUCGAGAUUAGACAAACGACAAGAUGAGAUUAAAGAAUUACUUGAGAAAAUAAAUGAUUUAAACACCGCCAAAAUCAUGUCACGUAAGGAUAUUUUAAGAGCUAGAGAGGUUGCAGAGAACAACUGUGAUAGAAUAGAUACUGCUAAAAAACAUGCAGAAAAGGCUUUGAAGACUGCGACAACAAUCGAAAAUAAAAUUCUCGGUUCAUUAGAUUGGUAG
This is a messenger RNA of Trichoplax adhaerens, 1380 nucleotides long. RefSeq lists its product as uncharacterized. Gene Ontology annotation, molecular function: GTP binding; GTPase activity. The transcript has 9 exons. Lineage: Eukaryota; Metazoa; Placozoa; Uniplacotomia; Trichoplacea; Trichoplacidae. The record is from RefSeq and is a predicted model, not a curated record. Bases 1 to 1380 code for a protein of 459 amino acids.